AUGGAGAAAGCGCCCUGCGUCGAUAAUGAGGAUGCGCUGUUCCACUUCGACCCUUAUGAGCUCCCCUCGAGCCCCAGCGAUCAAGGCAAGGCAAAGGAUCUAGCUCACACGUUGCCUCCUCUCUUAUUCUCUACAAGCGACUUGGAAUAUCGUACCAUUGACUGGCCAUCCGGUGAUAUCGGUUCUCCAACAGCAGGACCUUCCUCGUACGGUUCAGCUCACACCUCGCCUCCCCGCACAUCCUCUAGUCUUUCUCAUCCGAGCUCCCAGGCCCCUCAGAAUAGUAUACAACAGCACCCAGCACUGACAAGAGUGCCCUCCCGAAGGCGAUCAUUGUCCAACCUAUCAAUUCACUCCACACGUUCCUUAGCUGCUCGAUCCAUGUCAAGGAUUAAAGUUAAACUGGGCUCAUCGUCAAAGGGCCCGAGUAACUUUGCCCGCAGAUUAUUGUUCAAGAAUAAGGCCAGUGCAGCUGCGACAUCAGUAGAUCUCAACACUGCCGGCUGUGUGUCGGAUCCUUUCUUGGGGGACCUCGUAACAUGGAAAAACCCCGAUUUCCAGCCCUGUCCGGACCUCGAGUUUCCAUCGGAUACACGAACACAUGUUCAGCAGAGCACCGAUACCAGUCUCGAAAGCCUCAGUAGCAUCAAAUGCAAAGGCCGUUCAUAUUCCUCUCCACUUCCCCAGUCUGUCUUUGACAUCAUCCCUCGUGGCAAUAGUGAUGUCUUUGUCCCCGUGCCCUUAGCCCUUCAAAAUCUCUUCGAUGAGGCUUUGCCAAGAGAGCUGAAGCUGCAAGUCUUGUCAGCCUUAAUUUCCCUGCACGAAGACGAAUUUCAGCUGUGGAAGUCGUCGGGGCGGUGGACUACCUCAAGGGCAUCCUCAUCCAAGUAUCGCUGGGUUGGCAGAGAUCGUGGGAUGCGCGAACUCGUGAAGUUGAGCAGGGUGUCAAAGGCGUGGCGCUCACUUGUCUUUGAUGGUCAGCUGUGGGUGGAUGUCGACCUCAAGGCAUUCCCAAACCUUCCAGUGCCUUUCCUUCUGCGUCUCGCAGAGUCGCUUGGGCCAUUUAUCAAGAACAUGGAUCUCACUGGACAUGUACAACUUGAUCGCAGCACUCUGGGACAGGUCACGACCAGUCUUUGUGUACGCUCCGCGCCAACCAUCGACUUCGCCUAUACACAACUCCUGGACAUAAACCUGACAGGUUGCAAUGCGCUGACUACGCAAUCAUUACACAACCUCGUCAUCCACUCGCCGUUUUUGCGCAGCCUUUGCGUUAAAGGGUUGAAGGCCGUCGAUAACACCACUUUCGACGUUCUCGCGCUCUGCCCCCACCUGACGUCCCUGAACAUGAGUCGUUGUUCCAAUAUUAACGGAGAUGGCCUCCGCAGAUAUGCAAAUGCAGUGCUAGAGCGCCACGGCCAGCUUGCACUGAAAGAGCUCAAGCUAUGCGGAUUGGGGGGUAUGUACGACGAGGUUCUGGGAGUGUUGGGCAGAGCGGCGCCCUCGCUGGAAAUCCUCGACCUGAGCUAUUCUCGCACUCUGCACAACUCGGCGUUGGAGGCUUUUGUCGCGUGUGCGGAAGAAGAUGAGGGGGUGGAGAGUGUGGUGCUGACUGCACGUGAGGUGGGGCGGGACGUGCGUGAUAACGGACGCUACCGGAGGCGGAUUACGAAGCUCAGACAUCUGUCGCUCUCGAACUGCAAGCUGCUCACGGACAUAGCAUGUUCCAAUUUAGCGCAUGCAGUGCCGCGUCUAGAGCUGUUGGAACUGGCGAGCAUCGGGACGGAGAUGAAAGAUGAGGGGAUCGUGAGGCUUUUGGGGACGACUCCACUUCUCCGAAAGCUGGAUCUCGAGGACGACCCGGAUAUCAGCGACGCCGUCCUGAGCGCACUGACCCCUAGUCCCCCAGAGGACUCCACAUCAGGGUCAACACAACCCCUGCAGACAGGGCAGGCGCUGGAGCACCUGGUUGUGUCGAAUGCUAUCAACAUCGGCAACGAGGCUUUCCUUUCUCUCAUGCGUAAUUGCCCCCGCCUGAGGGUGCUGGAGGCAGACAGCACGUGCAUAUCUGGGACUGUCCUCAAAGAGUUCGUGCGGCAGGCGCAAGAACGGGAUCUGUCCGAUGCUACCCUGAUUGUUAUUGACUGCCGUGCUGUGGGUGAGGGUUGCGUCAAGGACGUUGCCGCGAUGACCCGCCCCCGCAAGGGCUGGUGUGCCUGGGACGCACGGAAGCUCGCGUACCUGGAUGGUCGGGACAAGGAGGAACUGAAAGUGGGGCAAGAUGAGUGCGACGAGAAGCGCAUCGUACUCAAAUCAUUUUUUAAUUGGCAAACUGUGGAUGCUGUUCGGGUUGCGCGGGAGCGGCGUCGGCGAAAUUCCCGUCGUGCAAGCAACGGAUCAUCAGAUAAUCUUGAGGAUGUUGCCCAGGUUUCGGGACGUAUGCGGUGGUGGUCUCCGACCGGGAGACGUUCGCUUGGUACCAACACCCCAGAUGGGGCGGUCAGCGAUCGAGAGGGAUGUGUCAUGACCUAA
This is a messenger RNA of Suillus paluster, 2532 nucleotides long. RefSeq lists its product as uncharacterized. Bases 1 to 2532 code for a protein of 843 amino acids. The record is from RefSeq and is a predicted model, not a curated record. Gene Ontology annotation, biological process: SCF-dependent proteasomal ubiquitin-dependent protein catabolic process. Gene Ontology annotation, molecular function: protein binding. Gene Ontology annotation, cellular component: SCF ubiquitin ligase complex. The transcript has 4 exons. Lineage: Eukaryota; Fungi; Basidiomycota; Agaricomycetes; Boletales; Suillaceae.